AUGUCGCAGAAUGCAUCCCUUUCUGGUGGGGAUGCCCUUCCUGUUUGCCCUGCUACCGAUAAUACCUUCGGACCUGUGGUUCUAAGUUGUCGGAGAACGUUUGACUUCACUCUUCUCUUUGAGCAAGCCAUUUUGUCAAUUAUUCCUUCUGCGCUACUACUGGUCUCAGCCCUACUCCGGAUAUACAAAUUACGUAACCAAACUCCCAAAGCAGUUCUCGAUCCGUACUGUCAUAUUAAAACGAUCAUAUCAGCGCUGAGUGCGUGUGCACAAUUGACUGUACUGGGUCUAUGGGUCGGAGAUAAGUAUGGACAGACAAGCGUUUCCAUUGCGUCCUCGGUGAUGGCCUUCUUGGCUUCUACGACAAUCGUUCCUCUUUCCUAUCUUGAGCAUAUGCGCUCCGUUCGACCAUCCUCGGUACUGAACAUCUAUCUCCUUGGUUCGCUACUAUUAGACGUUCCGCAGGCACGGACCUUGUUUCUGAGGGGGGAUGACACCAUUGCCUCGAUAUACUGCGCCAUUAUGGCUACCAAGGCUUGUCUACUGGUCCUAGAGGCACAGCGGAAGCAGCUGUUGAUGGGCUCGAAUCGCACUUUAACAUCACCUGAAGCAAUCAGUGGAGUCAUCAGCCGUACAGUCUUCUGGUGGUUAAACAAGCUUCUUGUUUUAGGCUAUCAGACUCUUUUCACGCUAACUGAUCUUUACCCAAUUGAUGAAGACAUCGAUUCGGAAAUUCUGGGCAAAAGACUAAAACACUACUGGCGCCGUGACAAGAAUGGAAACAGAUCGAACGCUUUGUUAAAAGCGCUUGUGCGUUGUUUUGCCCGGCAGCUUCUCGUCCCGGUGCCAGCAAGAGUUCUUCUUAUCGGAUUCAAUUAUGCCCAGCCAUUCUUAGUGUCACGUAUAAUUAGUUAUGUCAGUGUCAGUGGCAGUGGCAGUUCGAAUGACCACAACACGAGAUAUGGAUUAAUCGGCGCCACGAUUCUGACAUAUCUUGGAAGAGCAGUAUUUAAUGCCUCUUACAAACACAAAGUCAACAGGUCUCUGACAAUGCUCCGAGGAGCCAUUGUGUAUCUGGUCUAUUACCAGAUGUUGCACGUACCAGACCGUGGAGAGGAGUACUUAAUGCCGGUCACUUUGAUGAGCACUGACGUUGAGAGAAUUCAGACAAGCUUCGAAGAUCUUCAUGAGUGUUGGGGACAACUGCUGGAGAUUAUCAUAGGAGUAUAUAUUCUCUCAACCUAUCUCGGCUGGACAUGUAUAGCGCCACUGGUCAUAGUUGCUGCGUCAACUAUAGGAAGUGCCAGAGUCGCCCGAAGGAUUACCGGGAAACAGAAACUCUGGGCUGAUUCCGUCCAGCGACGGGUGACUGCGGCUUCUUCGCUUUUGAAUAAUAUGAAGAGCAUACGCAUGUGUGGUCUCACUGAGGAUAUGUUUCAUCAAGUUCAGUCCCUCAGAUUGACUGAGCUGAAGAAGCAACGGGGGCUCAGGUGGAUGAUCAUAGUCACUAAUGUCUUUGCAAAUUUACCACCCGUAUUUGCUUCAGCUGCCACUUUAGCCAUUUACAUGAUUCAAGCCAAGGUCAGAGGUGAAGACCUGCUCAACACCAGCCAAGCAUUCUCAUCAUUAGCCACCUUGUCUCUCCUGAUGUCUCCUGCAAACAAGUUCCUUUUCGCAGUGCCUUCAGUUUCUGCGUGUCUGGGAUCGAUUCAGCGCCUCCAGGACUUUCUAUACGUCAGUUCAGACAUGAGCGAAGAACGUCGAUCCGUGAAUCCCUGCCGCGAUGACGAAAUUACCAGCAUUGAACUGCGUCCCAAAGGUCCUACCUCACUAAAAUCAUUGCAAGACACCUCUGGGGCACUUCAUCCAUCCUCCAUGGUAGAUGUUCGCGAUGCAUCGAUACACUAUCCAGGAUCCAUACAACCAGCAUUGAACUCCCUGAACUUUCAGGUCGAGGACGGAAUGUUGGCUUUGAUUGCUGGUCCCGUCGGUAGUGGGAAGUCCACCUUGCUUAAAGCAAUUCUUGGAGAAUUACCGUGCAGUCAGGGACGGGUGAUGACGGGCUCUACCCGUGUAGCCUAUUGUUCGCAAGCUCCAUGGUUGUUGAAUGACAGCGUCGAACAAAAUAUCUGUGGCCCGACCGGGCACUCGACAAUAGAAAGGGAGUGGUACUCUUCGGUAAUCAAAGCUUGUGCCCUACAACGUGAUAUUGACGAUCUUGCCGAUGGUGAUCGGACAAUGAUCGGAACACGUGGUCUUAUACUCAGUGGUGGCCAAAGACAGCGUCUAGCGCUGGCCCGGGCGAUCUACCAUCGACCCAAGUUACUUCUGCUUGAUGACGUCUUCAGUGCGCUGGAUCGCGGCACGGAGGCCGAGAUUAUUCGAAAUCUAUUCGGGCGUGACGGUCUGGUACGCCGCCUCAAGAUGACGGUUGUUCUGGUUACUCAUGCAGCACACAUUUUUUCUCUGGCGGAUAAAUUAAUCAUUCUCGACUCCAGAGGCCAGAUACGAGAGCAGAGAAUGCAGGGGCAGUUGAAAAAUAACAACUUUGCAUUUGAGGCAGUGCCGCCGGCGUCAUCUGAGGCAACAGCGGCUAAGCCGGUGGUACAGACACACAAUGUCUUACGUGACGAGCAAAGGCAGGAUUUAUCCCGGCAGACUGGAGAUGUGAAGGUCUAUAAGUACUACCUAGGAUUCAUAGGAUGGCAGCUUCUCGCGCCUUUCGGUGCCAGUGUGAUUUGCAACACUUUCACUGCACUCUUUCCUCAGAUCAUUCUGGGGUGGUGGACCGCUGAUACUGGUGCUCACUUUUUGCUGUACAUGGUGAUUUAUGCUACGCUACCGCUUGUCACGUUGUCAGCGAUGGCGCUUGCUAUAUGGUUAAUGUUAAUGAAGAUCGCGCCCAAGACAUCCGUGCAACUGCACGAAGUCCUGCUCAUAAUAGUGACAAGAGCAUCGAUGGGCUUUCUUGAUAGAACAGAUACUGGGAGCUUAUUGAAUAGUAGAUUCAGCCAAGAUAUGACACUUCUGGACUCCAAACUGCCCUCAGCCCUCAUGCUGGCCGUAUUCAACCUCUCGCGGUGCCUCGGCCAAUUAGCCUUUGUUUCCGCCGGGGCAAGCUUCAUGGCUCUUACCCUGCCUCUGCUGUUCAUUGUGCUGCACGUGCUUCAGAAGUUCUACCUUAGAACAUCGCGCCAGCUCCGUCUGCUAGAUCUUGAGGCUAAAGACCCCUUGUACACCCUCUUCACCGAGACACAAGAGGGAGCAUCAUCGAUCCGAGCGUUUGGUUGGCAGGACAAAUUCCUCAGCAUGCUUGUGCGGAAACUGGAUGUUUCGCAAAGCCCCUUCUACCUGCUUCUGUGUGCCCAGAGAUGGUUGCAGUUGGUUUUAGAUCUCAUUGUCGGUACACUGGCGGUGGCCGUGGUGGCCUUGGCGCUGAACCUACACAAUACCACCAAUGGUGUCAUGAUUGGCGUUGCCCUUAAUAAUAUCAUUAACCUUGGCGUCGACCUGAACCAGCUGAUCAUCGCUUGGACGGACAUGGAAACGUCACUGGGGGCUAUUGCCCGUCUAAAACAACUUCAAGCUACGACGCCAGCAGAGGAACAGCCAAGUAAAGCUAUCAAUCCUCCUCUCGACUGGCCUCAACAUGGGGCGAUCGAGUUCCACAAUGUCACAGUUUCAUAUGAUGGGAAAGCACCUGCACUGAACAGCAUCAGUCUCUCGGUUGGCGCGGGUGAACGAGUCGCUCUGUGUGGCAGAACCGGAAGUGGCAAGAGUACUCUAUUAGCCGCCUUUUUGCGACUUCCCGACGUUCAGUCCGGUACAAUUACUGUCGAUGGAGUUGACCUCCGAAGCAUCGAUAGUAGCUUGAUCCGACAACGCAUGACGGUAAUCUCACAAGAGCAAUUUCUAGUUGGAAGGACCCUGCGCCUUAGCAUUGAUCCUAGCAGUGCUGCCUCCGACGAGCAGUGCAUAUCAGCACUCCAGAACGUCAAGCUGUGGCCAAUCUUCGAGAAAAAAGAUGGGCUGACAACCGCGCUCGACGGAGUGACCAUGUCUCAUGGCCAGCGACAGCUACUGUGCCUAUGCCGGGGGAUGCUUAAAAAGACGACAAUUCUACUCCUCGAUGAAGCGACGAGUAAUGUGGACCCCACAACGGAUCAACUGAUGCAGAAAGUGAUCCGAGAGCGAUUUGCCAACUGCACGAUUAUCACAGUCGCACAUCGUCUGGACACUAUUCUGGACAACGAUCGUGUCUUUGUGCUUGAGGCGGGCUCAGUAAUUGAGGAGGGCAACCCAAAAGAGCUUCUGCAGCGGGAGAGCGCGUUUAGAGCGCUACAUGAAGGCCGGCGUCGCGCAUAG
Aspergillus pseudotamarii is the source of this 4365-nucleotide messenger RNA. Its product is annotated as putative multidrug resistance protein. The record is from RefSeq and is a predicted model, not a curated record. Bases 1 to 4365 code for a protein of 1454 amino acids. The transcript is spliced from 15 exons. NCBI's taxonomy places the organism in Eukaryota, Fungi, Ascomycota, Eurotiomycetes, Eurotiales, Aspergillaceae. Gene Ontology annotation, molecular function: ATP binding; ATP hydrolysis activity; ABC-type transporter activity. Gene Ontology annotation, cellular component: membrane. Gene Ontology annotation, biological process: transmembrane transport.